CCCUUCUAGACCCACCAUGGCCUGUGGGUGUGCCUAAGUGGUGUUCUAAAGGUUGGAUGUGUCUUCCGCUAAGGGGAAACUCUGCCGAAAUUUCGUGGACGCCGACACUUGUGAAAAUAUCGAGGGAGCUGAGUGUGGACAGCAAAGGGGAGCUGAAAUUCGUCAUUUCUCAAGGAGAAGAUGAAUGAGAGAGGAGGAGAUGCUAAUGGAAGAGGAGCUGUAGCUGAGAAGACAAGUGAACCGCCGCCAUCAAAAAAGAGCAAGGCCGAAGUGACCUUUGGACCAACCAGCUGCCGUGCUAAGCUUGGGAAGAAGGUGCUAUGGAGUCUGGAAGAGGAGACCAGCUGCAUCAAGGACCUUGACAAUGGUGGGGAGUUCAUUGGAGCUGAUUUUGAGGGGGAGUUGAAGAGGAAGGGGAUCCAGCAUCAACUGACAGUGCCCUACAACCCGCAGCAGAAUGGCGUGGCUGAGAGGUUCAACAGGACCCUGCAGGAGGGGGCACGCACUCUCCUUGGGCGUGCAGGGCUGCCUGAUCCGUUUUGGGUGUCUGCACUGAGGCAGGUCGCCCUUGUGAAGAACAGGGUGCUGGCUACAGUUGGAGAUAAGGAGUGGAUCCCAUAUGUCAAGUGGUAUGGGAGUGCUCCAGCUGUGAAUAUGCUGAGGGCAUUUGGGUGCAUGGUAGUGUUUCAUGUGCCUAAGGAGAAAAGGGGGAAGUUGGAGGCUUCUGGAAGAUGGGGUGUGCACUUGGGGAUUGCAAAGGAUCACAAGGGGUGGCUGCUAUGGGACUUGACCACCCAGAAGUUGACAGUGUCAAGGGAUGUGAAGUUUCUUGAGUCCCUGUACUACAAGGAAUGGAAGCAGCAGCAACAGAAGCUUCCAUCUACACCGCUCAUUGUGGAGGCGGAUGAGGUGCAGCGGCCUUCAAGACAGGUAGAGGUUGCAGUGUCAGAGGAGGAGAUGUCUGGGGGACAAAUGUCAAAGUUGGGGUUCCUAUAGGGAGGGAAUCUUUGUGCUUAUGGGGUUUCCUUGGUUGGGGACUCUCUUGGGACCUUCCCUCUCAUCCCUCUCUUCUAUCCCAACCUUUCUCUUGCUCCUCUAAUUCCUUGUGAGAUUCUUGAACUUUGAUUGAACUCUUGAGAUUGAGUUAAGUUCUCCUCCUACAGCUUACCCCCUAAUGCGUCGAAAGCCAUAGCGUCGCGAAUACUUCAUCAAUCAACGUGAUUCAAAUUGGGAACGGUAGCUGAGAUAAGAGCUACAACAUAUCCAAGUUUCGCGACAUUCCAACGGCUAGGUUUUCGUCGACGUCGUUUCUUGUGAAGACGACUUUUCUGUCCAGAAUU
Closterium sp. NIES-67 is the source of this 1340-nucleotide messenger RNA. The record is from the annotation of a GenBank genome assembly. NCBI's taxonomy places the organism in Eukaryota, Viridiplantae, Streptophyta, Zygnematophyceae, Desmidiales, Closteriaceae.